Molecule: messenger RNA, 4494 nt
Organism: Pangasianodon hypophthalmus (striped catfish)
Lineage: Eukaryota; Metazoa; Chordata; Actinopteri; Siluriformes; Pangasiidae
Gene: nrbp1
Product: nuclear receptor binding protein 1
Exons: 18
Coding region: 725-2338 (537 amino acids)
Biological process (GO): protein phosphorylation; endoplasmic reticulum to Golgi vesicle-mediated transport; intracellular signal transduction
Cellular component (GO): cytoplasm; endomembrane system
Molecular function (GO): protein kinase activity; ATP binding
Source: RefSeq, a predicted model, not a curated record
GCAGCGGCUGCGGCGACGACGACGCACACGGACGGUAGUACGGCGGAAGGUGUCGCUUGUGCUUGUCUGUCGCCAUUUAUAUGUAACGUUCGCCGAAAUGUUCAUCUCGACUUAAGUGAUUAUUUAACAUAAGAAGCACAGGGUCGACAGUUUGAAGUUUUUAAGACGCCAUACAUCUUGUCGAAUUGUCAGUGUUGUGUUUGUUUUGAAGAGAAAAAGACGUUGUCGCUGUAAAUAGCUAGCAUAGCCUAGUUCCCCACAGCUUAGCACCUUUAACUAGCUUCAGCUUGGGGUUUAAGAGAAAAAAACUCCAUUUGUUAGUGACCCUUGUGACUAAUUAUCGGGUGUAUUUUAAACAAGAACAUUCUGGGAGUUUAUUUAUCUGAGUUUUGGUGAUUUAAGUAGCCGAGUCAGUGUUGCUAGCAUAACUAGCUUGCUCCAUCACGCCCCUUCAGCUCUGCACAGGCGCCGCUUUCCGCUAACAAACUCCUCUCUUUUUGCACAAAGACUCCUCUAGUUUCUUCUUUUCCUUCUUUUUUCUUUUUGCACAACACUGAGUUUGUGUAACUGGAUAACAUCUGGACACGGAUUUUGCGGUGAAGCUGGAGACACCGCACAUCUCCGGCUGAACAAGUUAUUUGUCUCCCACCCUUGUGGUGCGAGCAACCCCGACCUCGUUUUUCAAGCCGAGCUCGCGCACAGAGCUGCCGGUUAUCCAUCAGUGAUGUCUGAAGGAGAAGCUAAACAAGCUCCCGCUCCGACCUCCACCAUGGAGGCGAAGUCCGAGGCAGUGGCCCCAGCGCCGACCGGUCAGGGCGUCUCGUCGGUGUCUCCCCCGGUGUCCACGGUAACGCAGGCUCCACCAGCAGCUACAACAGCGACCGAAGACGAAGAAGAGGAGAGCGAAGACGAGUCCGAGAUCCUGGAAGAGAGCCCGUGUGGACGCUGGCAGAAACGCAGAGAGGAGGUCAACCAGCGAAAUGUUCCAGGCAUCGACAACGCCUACCUGGCCAUGGACACAGAGGAGGGUGUGGAGGUGGUGUGGAAUGAGGUCAUGUUCUCCGAAAGGAAGAACUUCAAACUGCAGGAGGAAAAAGUGAAAGCAGUUUUCGAUAACCUGAUUCAGCUGGAGCAUUUGAAUAUCGUGAAGUUUCACAAAUACUGGGCCGACGUGAAGGAGAACAGAGCCAGAGUUAUUUUUAUAACAGAGUACAUGUCCUCAGGGAGUCUGAAGCAGUUUCUGAAAAAGACAAAGAAAAAUCACAAGACUAUGAAUGAAAAGGCAUGGAAACGGUGGUGUACUCAGAUAUUAUCUGCUUUAAGUUACCUGCAUUCAUGUGAACCCCCCAUCAUCCAUGGGAACCUGACCUGUGACACCAUCUUCAUACAGCACAACGGCCUCAUCAAGAUCGGCUCAGUUGCUCCAGACACCAUUAAUAAUCACGUUAAAACGUGUCGGGAGGAACAGAAGAGUUUGCAUUUCUUUGCACCAGAAUAUGGAGCUGUUGCUAACGUCACCACGGCCGUGGACAUUUAUUCCUUUGGAAUGUGCGCCUUAGAGAUGGCUGUGCUGGAGAUUAGUAAUGGAGAGUCGUCAUAUGUGUCACCAGAAGCCAUUAACAGUGCCAUCCAGUCCUUGGAGGACCCCCUGCAGAGAGAGUUUAUUCAGAAGUGUCUGGAGGUGGACCCCAGUAAGAGGCCCACAGCCAGAGAGCUGCUUUUCCACCAGGCUCUGUUCGAGGUGCCUCAGCUGAAGCUCCUGGCGGCGCACUGCAUCGUCAGCCACCAGCACAUGAUCCCUGAAAACGCUUUAGAGGAAAUGACUAAGAACAUGGACCCCAAUCGGGUGAUCAUGGAAAGGAAGGAAGUGCAGCUGAAGUUGUCCCAGUUUCCAGCACUGGAACUUGACAAGUUCCUAGAAGAUGUGAGGAACGGGAUCUAUCCGCUGACGGCGUUUGGCAUGCCUUGCCCUCAACAGCCCCAGCAAGAAGCAGUGAAGUCCCCCAUCGUCCCGCCCUCUGUGAAAACACCCACGCCAGAACCUGCAGAACUCGAGACCAGGAAGGUGCUUCAGAUGCACUGCAACAUUGAGCCUGUGGAGGAAGGAGCAAAACAUCAUUUGACCUUACUGCUAAAGCUGGAAGAUAAGCUGAAUAGACAUUUGAGUUGUGAUUUGGCACCAACAGACGAGAAUGUGCAGGAGCUGGCAGUGGAGCUGGUCCAGCUUGGCUUCAUCAGCGAGGGCGAUCAGCCGCGUCUCACCACCGUGCUGGAGGAGGCCUUCUCGAAGUUCUACAGCCGUAACGGCUCUCUGAAUCCUGUUACUGUUUCCUCGUAGCAGAGGGGUGGAGACGGGUGCCUCUGUUCUCCGCUGCUCCUCAUCCUCACACACAGGACAGGACUCUAGUGCUUGAUCACUCGAAGGACUGGGUGGAAGCUGGGGGUUUUUUUUGCAGGGAACGGAUCAGGAGACCUCGACCGGCGCUCACACGACGAUUCCCGCAUUUCUGUUGUUCUUCACGCCGCUGUAGGUGGCAGAAACUGUUGCCUGACGUUUGUGUACAUUUAUUCCUCUCCGUGUAGCCACCUGCUUCUCUGAGAAACAACAGUUAUUGUUCAAGUCAGUAUUACAACCUGUGUUCUUUUUAUUUUGUUUUUUUAUUUUUACUUACAGUAUCUAUGUGGGAUGGGCCAUGGUUCAGGUUUUUUUUUGUUGUUUUGUUUUUUUUGGCAGUUUAUUAUCAGAACAAGCCCUUCAUGGUGUUUUUUUUUUAGAAGCACAUUAUGUGUGCAUAUGAUUUGGUCUCAUGUCCUGCUCUUUAAACGAGAAGGAACCAGUCGUUUACUGCUUUAACAAGUUCUCAUGACACACCACGUGACCUGGUGGUUAUUGUUCGAGCUUUUAAAGGUGCAAUGAUUAAGUUUUUUUCUUUAACAUUAUAUCCACUUAAAAAGGUCAUAAAAUGAAACAAAAUGAAGCGUCAUUAAGCCACUGUUAAGGAUCUCCUAUUCCUAGUAGGUUUUUAAAUUCUUUAGUUUUUUUUUUUUUCUUCGUAACCCUGUGGCAGAUGUAUCCCAAAGGUACGAUUAGGUGUUUAUUCUGUUACAAGCGCUUUAUGCGCGUUAAUAAGCAGUUGAUUUCGAUUGCAGCCGCUUUAAAGGAAAAAUCUUAAUUAGAGCAUCUUUAAUAUAAUUCUAUAGAAUUAACUGUGGUUAAAUGCAAAAUUCACUUAAGCCAAUACUGUGAAAGGGAGGGGCUGUCAGUGUUUAGGGGGGGGAGGGCCAGGGGCUAGCAGAUUAUUUAUCAUUUACGUGAUAUACUUAUGGAAUUAAGACGUGUUUCACUCUCAGCGUUUUAGCAACUAUUUGUGAAUGUAUGAAUUUCUUUCAUUUGCUGUAUAUUUUUACCAAUGAGGUGUGUUUGCGUGUGUGAGGAAAGGGCACUCGAUUUUGAAAGUUUUUCCCCGCUACUUUCACAAAUCUACAAAUUAUUAUUUGUUAAAAUGUGCCUUCUACAGAUGAAGAGUUGAUUCUGGUUUGAGAAAGGCAGGCAUUCAACACAUUUCCGGCGCUCGUUUUCUGGUCACUGAUACGUUGCUAGUUACAUGCUUAAGACAUGCAUGCAUGGAUAAAUAGAUCAGUCGAGCUCCCUUUUGCUAACACUUGGAUGCAGAACAUGCUUUUCAUGAGGUAAAGUGAGUCUUUUUUUUUUUCUUUUUUUAAACUAGAGGAAGGUUUGAAGGGAACGUUACGAAGACGUAACUGCAUAGAAACAUUCGAGUAAAGGAGAGGUCCAGCUUGCUGCUGGUUUGCACACUUGUAAAGCAUUUCCCCCCCCCCACACAUAUACUGUAUAAUAAAACACUUGGGUUGUGAUUGUGUUGGGCUUCUGAACAACAUUUGCAGUAAAAACAUCAACGGUUAAAAUAUAAGGAUCUGAUUUAAGAGCUGUUCUUGUCCAUCCUUUCUUGCCUUUUAGUAUUAUCAAAUUCAGACUAGCAAACUUUGAUCGGUUGGUCAGUCAAUCAGUCGAUCAGGUGAGAUAUCAUAGCCUUAAUCAUUGAGUAAAAAAAUAUCACGUAAACCAGAGGUGACCUUGUUGAGUUUUGAUCAGCUGGAAUACAACACGACUUAUUGAACACCACUUAUUCAAGUUAUAGAGCAUACGUUCUUCAACAAAAAAAACCUAUUACAAGAACACGCAGAAGAAAAGGGGCGUCUUUGUUCAGAAGCACAUCACGCUCCUGUGUGCUAUACACACUGGCCAGAAAUCUGUAAAAAAAAAAAAAAAAAAAUUAAUAAUAAUGUCCAGUUUUGAGCUUCUCUCUUUCUCAGAACAAUUAUCAGUCAUCAUUUUAUCUCACAAAAAAAAAAAAAAAAAAAACAGCGAAUAGCUGACAAACUGCUUUUACAGCCCAGUUCUGUUUCUGUAUCUUUUCCAAAACGAGAAAAAAGUUGCACCAUUUCUUGCUUAUAAAGACUCUUCUUCAAGUU